This is a messenger RNA of Plasmodium adleri (nom. inval.), 1422 nucleotides long. Its product is annotated as translation initiation factor EIF-2B gamma subunit, putative. Bases 1 to 1422 code for a protein of 473 amino acids. Gene Ontology annotation, biological process: cytoplasmic translational initiation. NCBI's taxonomy places the organism in Eukaryota, Apicomplexa, Aconoidasida, Haemosporida, Plasmodiidae. Gene Ontology annotation, cellular component: guanyl-nucleotide exchange factor complex; eukaryotic translation initiation factor 2B complex. The transcript has 10 exons. Gene Ontology annotation, molecular function: translation initiation factor activity; guanyl-nucleotide exchange factor activity. The record is from RefSeq and is a predicted model, not a curated record.
AUGUCAACUUGUAAUAUAUCCAAGGUACUAUCAGGUACCUUCAUUGAAUUUCAAGUGGUAAUUUUAACACUUGAUGAAAAUCACUUUGCAAGUGAAUUAUGUGAUAAUAAAUGUAAAGCAUUAAUAAAGAUAUGUAAUAGAUGUAUGAUAUAUUAUAUAAUAAAAAAUAUUAUUGAACAGAGGUUAAAAUAUAUAACUAUCGUUGUUAAUAGUAAAUAUUAUGAUGACAUGGUUAAUUAUAUUAAUACAACAUUUCAAGAUAAUUAUAAAUAUGAUGAUAAGAAAGGAAAACAUAUUUAUUGUAUAGACAUCGAACCAUAUACUACAAACAACAAUGAAGAUAUAGGUUCCAUUCAAUGUUUAUUACAAAUUAAAAAUAAAAUUAAAUCUGAUUUUAUUGUGGUCAAUUGUGAUAUUCUCGGAUUUGUGGAUUUUCAUUCCUUAGCUAAUUUGUUUAGAGGGGAGAAUGCAAUAUGUGCCAUAUUACUAUUAGAAAACAAUCAACCAAGUAAUGAUAAAAAGAAGAAGGAGAUAACAGAUGAAUAUGUAAAUCUAGAGAAUAAUGUAUGGGUGUGUAUUGACAAGAAUAGUAAAGUUGUUAGUAUUAAAGAUUCUUUAUCUAUGAAAGAAAAUGGAAAGAUGAAAAUUAGUAAAGUAAAUUUAUUAUUUCAUAAAAAUUUUGUAUUAAAAACGGACUUAUUAGAUAGUCAUGUAUACAUUUUUAAGCAUUACGUUUUAGAAAUAAUGGAACAGAAAAAAAACAAAUUCUCAAGUAUCAAGUAUGACUUGAUUCCAUAUUUAGUAAAAAUUCAAAAUACAUCCAAGGCUGCAGAAUAUUCCAAAGGGGAAUUUAAAUAUAACAUGUAUAAUUCAUUAAUUGAAAAAUAUGAAGGGGAGGAUGAAAUUGAGGAAGGAAAAAGAGAAAAUCCAAUGUUGGACAUCAUAAAUAAUGAAAAUGUAGAGAGUGUUGUCUGUUAUAUACAACCAAAAAAUAAUGGAUUUUGUCAACGAAUUAAUAGUAUCCCAAAUUUUUUUAAAGCGAACUUAUUGUUUUGUGUUAGUAGACAAGAUCAUUUGAAAAACAUAUUGCCUCCUUAUUGUUUUUUUCUUCUAACGGAAAAAAAUCAAUCGUUUAAAGAUUGCAUAAUAAGUAGCCAUUUUGAUCAUGAAGAAAAUAUCCUCUUAAAGAAAUCAAUUUUGGGUAAAAAUGUUACGAUAAAAAAAAAUUCAUCAAUAAAUAGAAGUAUCUUAAUGGAUAAUAUAACAAUAUAUGAGAAAUGUGUCAUUCAAAAUUCAAUUAUUUGUGAUAAUGUUGUUAUUGAAGAAAACUGCAAGCUCAUUGAUUGUAUUAUUAAGGAAAACAGCGUUAUUGAAAAAAAUAGUGUACACGAAAAGGAAACCUUACCAUUAUUUAUUUCUUAA